GCCCACUCGGCCAUCUCCAACUCAGAAAUUGCCUAUCUUGGCCAUGGCUCAAACAGGUAAUUCUGCUACAGGAUUUCAAGCAAUACGAUUCCGAGGAAGUCAUUGUUUCUCGCAGUAUUUCAAGUUUUCGUAAAUGAUCCAGCUGUAUAGGGAAAGUAGCGAUCGCUGAAUCAAGUCCAUAUCUGGCCAACACACUCAUGAUAUAAGAAACACGAAUCCUUGUGGACUCUCCAUAAUAUAAUCUCACAACUCUACCUUUUAAAUUGUAUCUCGUUGGCCAAGAAUCCAAGAUGUACGCCCUCAGUUUGCUAUUAACACUCGCCAUCUUCCUCCUAAAACCCCUAGUUACCUAUCUACUCAACCCCAAAGGCUUAAACAAAUACCCUCCCUAUAGCCCCCUCUGCGCCGUUACAAACCUCGCCUGGUGUCUCGAAACAUGGCGCGGCGGAAUCCGCUCCGCCAAAUUGUGGCAAAUGCACAAAGCACAUCCAGUCAUUCGGAUCGGCCCCAACUCUCUCUCCUACGGGCACCCAGACGCAUACGCCGAUAUCUACGGGCACGGCACGAAGUGCGUGAAAGACGCAUUCUACCAGACGGAGAAGACGACGCAUUUCAACCUGGGAAAUGUGAUUGACAAGGCCGAGCAUACGCGGAAGAGGAAGAUGCUGGCAGCGGCAUUUUCGGCGGGGAAUGUGCUGGGGUGGGAGGGUAAGGUUGCGCGUGCUGUGGCGGAUUUGAUUGACGCCUGUGAUCGGCAUUGCACGGUGCCCUUGGAGAAAGGGCGUAUACCGGAUUCGAAAGACUUGAACUUUGAUUUCAGGGCCUGGUCGAAUUUCUUCACGAUUGAUGCUAUUGCAGACAUUGCGCUUUCGGAGAAGUUGGGGCUUCUCGCUGCAGGGAAUGAUGAUGUUGCUGCUAAGACGGUAGAUAGGAGGGGUGUAUAUACAGCCAGCUACCGAGACUGCUUGCAUGCGAGUAAGAUUGCGCAUACGAGGAUUGCGUUUGCGGAUCAAUGGUAUUAUUUUAACAGCCGAUUCAUAACGCGACUGAUACCUUCUUACCGAAAGCUCUGGAAACUGACGGAUGGCUGGAAUGAUAUCGUUCACCACUACGUGAGCAAGCGACUGAAGCGGUAUUUCGCAGCCGAGAAGCUAGACGAUAUAUUUAAAUACCUGCUCCACGGUAAAAACGGGCAGUCGUUGAAUCUGGAGUGGGGUGAGAUCGCAGCCGAGACUGCGGUGAUACUCGAUGCUGGGUCAGCCACGACGGCGAUUGCAUUGAAUAAUGUGAUAUACUGGCUCCUUCGGAGCCCGAGAUGUCUUGUGCGUCUUCGGGAAGAAGUUGACGACGCUCUUGAGGCCGCGGAUGUAAUUGCGCCAUAUGAAAAGGUCAAGAGCCUGCCAUACCUCCGAGCCUGUCUUGACGAAAGCCUUCGCAUAACUCCACCAUUCAGCUAUAACCUGCCGCGCCGCACUCCCUCAGACGGAGUAUACAUCCUUGGCGAGUUUGUCCCCGGGGACACCACUGUAUCAAUGUCCUCGUACGUCGCGCACCGAGACGAAGAAGCAUUCCCGGAAGCGGAAAAGUAUAUUCCUGAAAGGUGGCUCGGUGAGAAACGCAAGGAUAUUCAAUCGAGUUUCGUGCCAUUUAGUGCUGGCUCAAGGGGCUGCAUUGGACGAAAUAUUAGCUAUUUGGAGCAGACUGUUUUGGUGGCGAGUCUUGUGCAUCGGUAUGAAUUUGCCCUGCCGGGGCCAGAUUGGGAGCAGGAUCGCGUUGAGGUGACGAAUUUGUUGCCAGGGCCAUUGCCGCUGAAGAUUUGGAGAAGGGAGCAAUAUUUGUAAAUUGUCCUUUUGAAUAGUUAUUCCUUGGUAAUCGC
This is a messenger RNA of Aspergillus versicolor CBS 583.65, 1876 nucleotides long. RefSeq names its product cytochrome P450. The transcript has a single exon. The record is from RefSeq and is a predicted model, not a curated record. Gene Ontology annotation, molecular function: heme binding; monooxygenase activity; iron ion binding. Bases 291 to 1841 code for a protein of 516 amino acids. Lineage: Eukaryota; Fungi; Ascomycota; Eurotiomycetes; Eurotiales; Aspergillaceae.